GUAGAACUUUGUCAGAAAGCUUUCGAUAUGUUUUUUUAAUGUAGGUCCCGUCAAUAUACCACCCCGUAUGAUCAAGACUACGUUCAACUCACUGCGGAGCAAGACCAGGGCCGAUACCAAGACUGAGGAAGCUGCGGAGCUUGAGAAACUUAAAGUUCUCAGAGCUCAAAAGGAGCUCGCAGCUUUCGGAACAGAGGCCAAACGCAGACCUGGAGCUUUGUCUACGCGGGGAACUUGGUGGUGCCAACAGUAUCAAUGUCUCAAAGGUCAAGGGUACUUACUUCGGCCGCGAUAUGCUCCGGAUUGGAUCCCAUCUUGGGGGGUUCCAGACGUGAUCCCUUAGAUUGUGAAGAUGGGUAGGUCAUACGCGUGAGGCAACAACCCCAGCUGCACUUUUGACCAACUGAUGGUUUCACAGUUCGGU
Molecule: messenger RNA, 424 nt
Organism: Suillus clintonianus
Lineage: Eukaryota; Fungi; Basidiomycota; Agaricomycetes; Boletales; Suillaceae
Exons: 1
Coding region: 68-343 (91 amino acids)
Source: RefSeq, a predicted model, not a curated record